Cladophialophora bantiana CBS 173.52 is the source of this 696-nucleotide messenger RNA. RefSeq lists its product as uncharacterized. The record is from RefSeq and is a predicted model, not a curated record. The transcript is spliced from 2 exons. Bases 1 to 696 code for a protein of 231 amino acids. Lineage: Eukaryota; Fungi; Ascomycota; Eurotiomycetes; Chaetothyriales; Herpotrichiellaceae.
AUGACAGCUCCAGCCAUCUUGUGGGUCAACUACGACGCCCAAAAUAUGAAGACAUUGCCACACCGACGCCGCGUCUUCUCACACAUCCAGAACAACUAUCGCAGCUGGGAGCGACAGGAGAGAGCCAGGGCCUUGCGUGCCUCUGCCAAGAUCCCAGGAAGGCCCAAACAGAAGGACGCAUCGUACCGCACUGGCCCGCCUCAUAAUGACGCCUUGGUUGAAGGCAUACCAAGAACCGAGCAGACUACAGACAGCAAUGACGAGGGUAGACGUCUCAUGCUUAUGCAAGCUCGACGACGGGGCCAGGUCUUAUCUCCCAUCAUGAUUCUCAACAAAGGCAACUCCGACCCGUUCGGAGCCGGCGCAAUCCCCAUUACCGGAGAAGAGAACAGCAUCGUGGCUUUCUACCGAGAUAUCCUUGUGCCUGGAGCGUAUCGGCUUGAUCCCAAGUCGAAGAAUAGUCUGGCAAGUGCUCGCGCCAAAGUAGACUGGGGUGUCUGCUCUGCCGGGCUACGGGAUGAAGGCACCGCUCUGGCUUUCAUUGGUAGCAACGCUUACCUCGUCGCAAUAUGUACAGGAUCCGACACUCCUCGGGGACAGUCCCUGAAAAAGAAAUCGUUGAUCUGUCGUACCAAAAGCACCGCUGCUCUGCGGCAGAAACUGGCCCGCCUUUCCAAAAUCGAUGCAUGGACAUGA